Molecule: messenger RNA, 758 nt
Organism: Balaenoptera ricei (Rice's whale)
Lineage: Eukaryota; Metazoa; Chordata; Mammalia; Artiodactyla; Balaenopteridae
Gene: ENSA
Product: endosulfine alpha
Exons: 4
Coding region: 139-504 (121 amino acids)
Cellular component (GO): cytoplasm
Molecular function (GO): protein phosphatase inhibitor activity
Source: RefSeq, a predicted model, not a curated record
GGCAAGAGCCGCCAUUUUGACUGAGCAACCCUAGUGACAGGAGCCGAAGAAGCAGCUCAGGUUGUCCCGUUUCCCCUCCCCCUUCCCUUCUCCGGGUGACUUCCUGGGUCCCCUACACUCCACAGUCCCGGUCCCGCCAUGUCCCAGAAACAAGAGGAGGAGAACCCUGCGGAGGAGACUGGCGAGGAGAAGCAGGACACACAGGAGAAAGAAGGUAUGCUCCCUGAGAGAGCCGAGGAGGCAAAGCUAAAGGCCAAAUAUCCAAGCCUAGGACAAAAGCCUGGAGGCUCCGACUUCCUCAUGAAGAGACUCCAGAAAGGGCAAAAGUACUUUGACUCAGGAGACUACAACAUGGCCAAAGCCAAGAUGAAGAAUAAGCAGCUGCCAAGUGCAGGACCAGACAAGAACCUGGUGACUGGUGACCACAUCCCCACCCCACAGGAUCUGCCCCAGAGAAAGUCCUCACUCGUCACCAGCAAGCUUGCGGGUGGCCAAGUUGAAUGAUGCUGCCCGGGGCUCCGCCAGAUCCUGAGACGCUGCCCCCCUGGGUCCUGUGCUGGCUCCUGCCCCUCCCUGCUUUGGCAGCCGGGGGUCAGGAGGUGGCUCGGGCGCGGGCCGGAGAGGCAGAAGCCCCUGCCCGUCGGUGUCCCAGCGCAUGGAGCCCCUUGGGCUGAGCACCAAGACCUUGAACCUUUUUUGUUUUCCCUUUUUUUCCAAAUAAUUGUUGGGAGACAUCUCAGUGAAAUCCUGGGGGUGGG